This is a messenger RNA of Nymphaea colorata (pocket water lily), 1255 nucleotides long. RefSeq names its product peroxidase 5-like. Gene Ontology annotation, cellular component: plant-type cell wall; plasmodesma. NCBI's taxonomy places the organism in Eukaryota, Viridiplantae, Streptophyta, Magnoliopsida, Nymphaeales, Nymphaeaceae. Gene Ontology annotation, molecular function: heme binding; peroxidase activity. The transcript is spliced from 2 exons. The record is from RefSeq and is a predicted model, not a curated record. Gene Ontology annotation, biological process: response to oxidative stress; hydrogen peroxide catabolic process. The coding region runs from base 224 to 1255 and encodes 343 amino acids.
AGUAAUGCCCACACUUGGAAAUAUGCCUUUCACAUUCCAACCUUCAAACCUACAUGUUGCCCGCCGUCUCACGAUCGCUUCUUCCAGGAAGAAGUGAACAGCUAGCCACUUCUUUCUAUAAAUACCCACCACACACGCCCCCAAUUGAAACACACAAAUCCUCAGCUCAGAUCCUACAUACCAAUCAGUCGUUCUCAUAUAUACAAUUUCUUCCAUAGACAAUAUGGCUGCGUUCCAGCACUUCGGCCAUAAUGAGCAUCUCCCUUUGCUUCGACGCUCUGCACUCAUUUUCUGCCUGCUCAUAGGAAUAGUUGCUUGCGUCGUGGCCGAUCAUGGUAGCUCACUGAGCGUGGGCUACUACAGGCACAGCUGCCCAUCAGCAGAGGCAGUGGUGCAGAGGACAGUAGCGAAGGCCGUUGCCCGUAAUCCAGGAAUGGCUGCUGGAUUGAUCCGGAUGCAUUUCCACGACUGCUUUGUUAGGGGUUGCGAUGGUUCUGUUCUCCUCGACUCCACUACUGGGAACAAGGCUGAGAAAGACUCGCUUGCAAACAACCCCAGCCUCCGCGGGUUCGAGAUCAUUGAUGAGGCCAAAGCCGUGUUGGAAUCAGAAUGCCCUCAACUGGUGUCCUGCGCCGACGUUCUUGCCUUUGCUGCUCGGGAUGCCGUUCACAUGACCGGCGGUUUCUACUACUCUGUACCUGCCGGACGGCGUGACGGACGUGUAUCUAAGGAGUCUGAGGUGCUCGAUAACCUGCCCUUACCAACCUCUAAUGUGGACGAACUGGAAGAGAAGUUUGCUGCCAAGGGGCUUUCUCUUGAAGACAUGGUCACUUUAUCUGGUGCACACACCUUGGGUGUGUCUCACUGCUCAUCGUUUUCCGAUCGGCUUUAUGGCUUCAACAACUCGACCGGUGCUGCCGACCCAUCCAUGGACCCCAAGUAUGUGCGCUACCUGAGGACAAAGUGCCCGGAUCCGGAGUCGUCGACCCAGGAUGCAACGGUGGCUUUGGACCCAGUGACACCAAAUAGGCUGGACAACAAGUAUUACGUGAACCUCAAGUACCAGCGAGGGCUGCUCACAUCGGACCAAGCACUGACAGAAAGGGCAGACACGGCCAGGAUGGUGGACCAAAACGUGAACCAAGGUUCAGUGUGGGCUCACAAGUUCUCCGCAGCGAUGGUGCGGAUGGGCUCGAUAGAGGUGCUGACUGGAUCUCGAGGGGAGAUCAGGAAGUCUUGCAGGGUGGUAAAUUAA